AUGCUGUCGCGCCACGAGGCCUUCUUCGGGAGCGCGGGCCACGACCGCGUCCGCGGCGCGACCGUCGUCGUCUUCGGUUUGGGCGGCGUGGGCAGCCACUGCGCGGUCAUGCUCGCGCGCGCCGGCGUCGCGGCGCUGCGGCUCGUGGACUUCGACCACGUGUCCCUGAGCUCGCUGAACCGCCACGCGGUCGCGACGUUGGACGACGUCGGGAGCCCGAAGGCCCGGGUCCUCGCGGACCACGUCGCGAAGGUCGCGCCCUUCGUCGCCGUCGAGGGCCUCCCCCAGAUGGUCACGGCGGCCUGCGCCGAGGCCAUGCUCGCGCCGGUCCACGGGCGGCCCGUGGACCUCGUCGUCGACUGCAUCGACGACGUCGAGACCAAGGCCGCGCUCCUGGAGACGUGCUGCCGGCUGAACAUCAAGGCGCUGAGCGCCAUGGGCGCGGGCGCCAAGGCGGACCCGACGAAGCUCUGCGUGGCGCCCCUGGCCGACGCCGUCCACGACCCGCUGGCCGUGAAGCUGCGCUGGAAGCUGCGGCAAAGGGGGGUC
This is a messenger RNA of Aureococcus anophagefferens, 549 nucleotides long. RefSeq lists its product as hypothetical. The record is from RefSeq and is a predicted model, not a curated record. Gene Ontology annotation, molecular function: tRNA threonylcarbamoyladenosine dehydratase activity; ubiquitin-like modifier activating enzyme activity. Gene Ontology annotation, biological process: cyclic threonylcarbamoyladenosine biosynthetic process. The annotation marks the transcript as partial. Lineage: Eukaryota; Pelagophyceae; Pelagomonadales; Pelagomonadaceae. The transcript has a single exon.